This is a messenger RNA of Toxorhynchites rutilus septentrionalis, 1228 nucleotides long. Its product is annotated as lipase member H-like. The transcript is spliced from 3 exons. Gene Ontology annotation, molecular function: lipase activity. The coding region runs from base 20 to 1228 and encodes 402 amino acids. NCBI's taxonomy places the organism in Eukaryota, Metazoa, Arthropoda, Insecta, Diptera, Culicidae. Gene Ontology annotation, biological process: lipid metabolic process. The record is from RefSeq and is a predicted model, not a curated record.
AAGGGUUUAGUCGAGAAAAAUGGUCUCUCCGAGUUUAAGGGCACUUUGUGUGGUUUUACUUCACUUAGCAAGAAUCGGUGGAUUUCCAUUGAGCUCAACCGAAUCGAACGGCACCACCGACUGGGUACUGAUUCCGACAGUGACAGGUGAAUUGGUCUGGACCCAUCCACUCGUUGUGGAAGCUCAGAGUCGAUCCUGGGAUAUGGGCGAGUCGGAAAUAGAGUUUGUGUUUUUCUCUAGGAGAAACUCUAUCGGAACGGCACUUAAGUGGAACGAGUUGCAUACAUUGGGCAACGAUACUUUUGUAGGCAUGCACCCAACCCGGAUCAUCAUACAUGGCUGGCAGAACAGUCGAUACUCUCCGAUUAACUUUAACAUUCGUGAGACCUACCUUAUCAUGUGGGAUUACAACAUAGUGGUGGUGGAUUGGUCAAAGUGUGCUCUCAACUGGAAUUACAUUUCGGCGGCGUCCUGUGUGGAAAUUGUGGGCAGAACGUUAGCUAGAGUUCUCGUUGAUUUGGAGACAACUCGGGGAAUGUCUUUGGACAACGUUUACCUGAUCGGUCACAGUCUUGGUGCGCACAUCGCCGGAAUUGCAGGAAAAUACAUUCCACGGGGUAAAGUGUCAACUAUUGUUGGAUUGGAUCCGGCCUUUCCACUGUUUUAUCUGGAUCGACCGAAUAAUCGAGUCGCCACUGGAGACGCUACGUAUGUUGAAAUAAUUCAUACGAACGGGGGUAUUCUGGGCUUUCGCGAUCCGUUGGGAUCGGCCGAUUUCUACCCGAAUGGAGGCAUAACACAACCGGGUUGUGGAUUGAAUAUUGGAGGAUUGUGCUCACACUCGCGUUCCUGGAAAUUGUUCGUGGAGUCGCUCCUUGAGCCAGAGGAAAAUUUGAUGGCGGAAAGGAUCGGUUCGCUGGGUGAUCUCCCCGCUAUCGGAUUAAAUCGGAUCGGCCGAGCCAAACUCGGCGGAGAACCUUCGAAUGCUGCCUGUGGGGUCCUCGGCCUGUACUAUAUCAACACGAACGAUCGCAGUCCCUACUUUGGUAAACAUCAUCGCUAUCUUUCGCAACGUCGCGUCAGGUAUACUAGUCUACUAGCGCAGCGCGAGGGGGUAAAUCAGCAUGCACGACCGGAGCUGAAUCUGAAUCUCCAGAGACUUGCCCCAGUCGAGAACAUGAGCUUCGACUCAGUUCAAAUGAAAUCUUCAUCCAAAACGGUCGUGUAG